This is a messenger RNA of Amblyraja radiata (thorny skate), 3213 nucleotides long. It is a transcript of the gene c41h19orf47, whose product is annotated as chromosome 41 C19orf47 homolog. Gene Ontology annotation, cellular component: nucleus. The transcript is spliced from 8 exons. The record is from RefSeq and is a predicted model, not a curated record. The coding region runs from base 50 to 1180 and encodes 376 amino acids. Lineage: Eukaryota; Metazoa; Chordata; Chondrichthyes; Rajiformes; Rajidae.
GCUUCCGCCGGCGCCCGGAGAUGACGUGUGGACGCUCCGCGGAACCAAGAUGGUGUCGGUGACUCUCGCCACGUCAGAGUGGAUCCAAUUUUUCAAAGAUGCCGGCAUACCUGCAGGACCAGCUGUCAACUAUGCUGUCAGCUUUGUGGACAACAGGAUUCAGAGGAACAUGCUCAUGGAUCUCACUAAAGAUAUCAUGAAUGAACUGGGCAUCAUGGUAGUCGGGGAUAUUAUUGCCGUUCUGAAGCAUGCCAAAGUCGUCUACAAACAGGAACUUGCUAAGAUGGCCACAGAGUCCAUAACUCCGACCCAUGGAAACGUACAUUUUGAAUUAAAAAGAACUACUGGCUCGCCUGCCACGCGAAUGAUCGCAAACAGCUUGAGCAGAGAAUCCCCACCUACCACUCCUGUGAGGAGACCAGAACCAACCACUUCCAAAAUAUCCGUCACCGUGGCCAACAAACUUGCCACAAAGAAAGCAGUUCUUUCCAGACCAGCCGACCCAGGGCCGGACAAUGCUGCUAAGCGACGGAGAGUGACUGCGGAAAUGGAAGGUUUGUCAAGGAUGUCAGUGUUCGAUCGGCUUGGAGCAGAAACAAAAGCAGACACCACGACAGGAAGCAAGCCGACAGGAGUGUUCAGCCGUCUGGGUGAAGUGGUGAGUCAGAGGAAGGAGAGCAGCGAUGACGAGGAGGUUGGCUCGGUGCUUCAGUAUGCCGGCGUUUUGAAGAGAGCCCCCUCGGCGCCCGUGCCGGAGAGCCCCAAGCCCCCGCUCACCGUGAAGGGGAGAACCGGGGCGGCCGUUACCACCAUCCGGAGACUGGCCGUCCCUAAAGCCGGCGGCACCACCACUCCCACCGCCGCCGCCGCCGCCGUGCCCGGCAAGAGCGGCCAGGUCUCCCGGGCAACGCCCCACCACCGGCUGCAGUCGGCGGCUCCAGCCAAGGUCAGCAUCCGGCACAGGCUGGGGAAGGCCAUGCCGCCCGCAGCCGACACUCAGGACAACAAGGUGACCAGCACCAAGAGCCGCAGCAGCCCCGAGUUCACCGUGACCAUCAAGAACACGGCGCGGACUCCGGUCCCCACCAAAGUGAGCAGCAGCACAGAGGGCCGCAUGGCUCAGAUGGACUCCACGGGGACUGUUAGCGUCUUUGAGCGGCUGGGGAUGAAGUUAAAGUAACCGCCACCUCACCAAAGGCUGUCACCACAAGCCGCUGUAUUCCUCUACGUACGUAACGGUGUCUCUGCAGUCACAGCAGCAGGCUGUGUGCUUUGGGGAGUUCACAACGACUGCUCUGUCCACACCCUAAAAAAAAGGUCCUGGGGUUAACUAACGACACAAGGAACCCCUUGAGAGAAUAAUUGGAGCAAACAAGAUUUUAAUUAGCAUUUAGGCUUUGUUUUGAUAAUUUAUUCAAUGGCCUCUUUUAUUUGUGUUGAUGGGAGGGUGUGAGUUCUUUUUUUAAAAGGGGAAAAUAAAUUUGAUGCCGGUAUUUUGUACGUGCAAACAAGUUUAGACGUUGCCACGCUUUGCCCCCCCCUGGUAUCUACUAGAGGGGUUUAUUUUGCAUUUUAACCUGGUGCAGUGUGGUCACAGUCACUAAUUUAAUGAACCCUGUAGGAAUUUGGAUAAUCUGAAGGUUUAGCUGUUGUUAUUAAUGCAUCUCAGUCAUGUUGGGGUAUCGUGGCACUGAGCACAUGAUUGUUCAAAGCAGGCACAAUUUUACACAGUUACUUUAUGCCUUUUAAACGCUUAAAACCCCUGUCCCACGAUACGAGUUCAUUCCAAGAGCUCUCACGAGUUUGCCCUGAUUCCAACUCGGGAGAUUUACGGUAAUGGCCACUCGUCGGUACUCGGGGCUCUCGUGGACAUUUUUCAACAUGUUGAAAAAUCUUCACCAGUCUUCCUGUGCUUACCUGCCGUUAGCGAGUCUUCCCGAGUACCUGCCGUUAGCGUUACGAGCCGGCAAGAGACGUCCCCGAGCUCCGACGUACCCGCUACGUUCAUUCUCCGUGCUUACCAUGAGUUUGAUUUUUUUAAAACUCGGGAGAGCUCUUAGAAUGAACUCGCACUGUGGGACAGGGCUAUAACCAUCUGUAUUUAUCAGCCAACCUUUCUUUCCUCAGCCGUUCUGUUUUUCAUGCUUCUGAGAAGAUAUAAAAAUUGUUUUAAUUGGGCUCUUGUUACUAUAGUUUGAUUUGUGGAUUAGCCUUUGAUCAGGUGGCCACUACCUCUGAAGUUCUGGCUGUCAAGGUGACUUGUUUUACUCAAAACUAUUUAUUACCUUUAGUCCAAGUGGAAUGGUCAGUCCCAGCAAGGUGCCCGCACUCGCUGGAACGUUCCGGAAAGGCAAAUCAAAAUCAGGUUUGGUUUGGUUUAGUUUAGAGAUACAGCGUGAAAACAGGUCCCUCAACCCACGGAGUCCGCGCCGACCAGUGGUCACCUGUACACUAGUUCAUUCCCACACUCCAGGGACAAUUCAUAAGUUGCAGCAGCUGAAUUAGGCCAUUUGGCCCAUCAAGUCCACUCCUAUCGCUUCUUCCUAACCCCAUUCUCUAGCCUUCUCCCCAUAACCUCUAAUCAAUUACUCAUCAUUUAACCGACAAACCAAGACUUUGGAGAGUAGGAGGAAACUGGAGCAACGUGGUCACAGGGAGAACGUGCAAACUCCACACACACAGGCAGCGCCCAAGGUCAGAAUCGAACCGAUGUAUCUGGCGCUGUGAGGAGGCAGCAGCUGCUCCACUAUAAUGACCUAAUUUAAUGCUGAACCCAGUUAAAUAGACUGCUUUUAAAAUAUUUCCCGGAAGCAUAUUGUCACAUCUGUAUAGCAUCCAUGAGAUUGCAAAGGCCUGACAGAUAGAUUACAGCAUGCAAUUCUGUAAUGAAGUCACUUUAAAUUAAAGAAAACUUUUCAAAUUGAAGUUCGAUGCAGACUCCGAUAUUUUGGGGGUUACCGUCCACACUGCAGAGGGGGGAGGAAACGUGAAGAAGGGUCUCAACCCGAAACGUCACCCAUUCCUUCUCUCCUGAGAUGCUGCCUGUCCCGCUGAGUUACUCCAGCAAACUGAGCCUUGGAUCCCCGGACAAUCUCCAAGCUUAUUUAUUAACAAAGAUUCUUCUAUGUAGUGCAAUUUAUUUUGUGCAUUUGGGUAAUAUUGGAACUAUCAAUGUUACGGAAAGUGUGAUCAAUAAAAAAAAUUGUAUGCCGA